ACUAACCUGGCAAACAUUGACGCCUAGCCCUUGGCCACGACACAGUGCAUGUGGAAGUAUUUCUGGCUUAGUCGGGUUAAUAUGUUAAAAAAAUAAUUAUUAUAAAGAGUGUGGUCUAGACCUGCUCUAUAUGAAAAGCGUCCUUAUGAUUUGGCGCUAUAUCAAUAAAACUGAAUUAAGUGAUUAAAGCCGGGCCGCUGGAGUCCACUGAGACCCAGUUGGACCGUGGCUAAUGGACAUUAGCAUACCUUACACAGACCUUAGGGGAAAAGUCAAAACACUGUUUUUCCACUUGUCGUCCAGCCGCGGCGGGCUGUGUCUUCAAAUGUGUUUUUGUGAACCGGCACAUGUCUACUUUCUUCCCCGGAAAGCAGACCUGUGUGUGGCAUAAACACAUUUCAGGAUACAGCUCGCUUCUGGUGGGGAAACAAAACAAAACAAAAAAACAACGUACGGAUAUUUUUCCUCCGAGAUUUGCGGAGGGGACCGAAUCCCGUGGUGUCGAUGGCUCAGAUGGGGUCAUCGGGGCCUCGUUCGGGACUGAGUUGUCUAGUCUGUCCAUUGAUGACCAGGAGGACACUCAGUUUCCUUACGCCAUGAGGGAUCUCCCUCCCAUCUCUCAGUAUGGUGAACAGCAGCAGGCACCAGGUCACCAGGCACCAGCCAACCCUGAGGCAGAGGGAACUGGGACAGCAACCAACGGGAGACAUCCCAGCCUUCCCAGGACUCUUCCUCUGCCCCGUCCCAUCCCCUGCCACCCUGCUGGAUCUCCGACAGUCCCUCACAGACCAAAUUGUGUGGGGCUGGACGCAGAGUUUCAGCCCCUGCCGCUGAGGAGGCAGCUCGUCUCUCAGGUGUCUCUGGACUCUCCGCUCAGCCCGGCCUCCCGUCCACGCAGUCCAUGGGGACGCUUUGACCCCUAUGACUCUCCAGAGGAUCAGGAGAAGGAGUAUGUGGGUUUUGCCACGUUGCCCAACCAGGUUCAUAGAAAAACAGUGAAGAAAGGUUUCACAUUUACAGUCAUGGUGGCAGGAGAGUCUGGCCUCGGUAAAUCCACACUAAUCAACAGUUUGUUCCUCACGGACCUCUACAAAGACAGGAAGGUUCCUAAUGCAGAGGAACGGAUCAAUCAAACAGUCGACAUCGUCAGACACACCAUUGGCAUUGAGGAGAAAGGAAUCAAACUGAGACUCACCAUCAUAGACACGCCAGGGUUCGGCGACGCCGUCAACAACACAGAAAGCUGGAAGCAAAUAGAAGACUACAUUGACCAGCAGUUUGAACAGUACUUCAGAGAUGAGAGCGGGCUGAACAGAAGGAACAUCCAGGACAACAGAGUUCAUUGCUGCCUCUACUUCAUCCCCCCAUUUGGCCACGGUCUUCGACCUCUGGAUGUGGAGUGCAUGAAGGCCUUGCAUGAAAAAGUCAACAUAGUUCCUGUAUUGGCCAAAGCUGACAGCCUGACACAAGCAGAGGUCUGCAGAAAGAAGAUGAAGAUCAGAGAGGAGAUCAAGCAGUUUGGCAUCAACAUCUACCAGUUUCCUGAGUGUGAUUCAGACGAGGACGAAGACUUUAAGAAGCAGGACCAGAUCCUGAAGGACAGCAUCCCAUUUGCAGUAAUUGGGAGUAAUGUUCAAGUGGAGGGUAAAGGUCGCAAGUUCAGGGGUCGUGCCUAUCCCUGGGGUGUGGUGGAAGUGGAGAACCCGGCUCACUCUGACUUCCUGCUGCUGAGAAACAUGCUGGUGAGGACGCACAUGCAGGAUCUGAAGGACAUGACGCGUGAGACGCACUACGAAAACUACAGAGCACAGUGCAUCCAGAACAUGACACGCAUGGUGGUGCAGGAGAGGAAACGCAGUUUGCGUGAGAAGUAUCGAGAGAGGAGCGAGGCAGAUUUUCCUCUGCCGCUGGCCGUCGUUGACACCGAGAAGGAAAGACUCAUCUUUGAGAAAGACGAAGAGCUGAGGCGGAUGCAGGAGGUGCUGGAGAGAAUUCAGGAGCAGAUGCAGCACAGCCAGAGAGGGGGCUACUGAUUUUUCCCAUAAUUCCCCAGGGGAGGAGUCAAACAAGAAGCACCCAGGAACACACAGGAGGCCCUGUUUAUGAAAUCUGAUGUCAAAACAGUUGGAAUUUAUAUGAAAAGGAAAUCAGGACUAUUGCAUUCAGGUUCUUGUCUGAUUGCAACUCACCAGAACAACUUAACAGUGAGCCAGGCUGGAACCAUGGUUCUCCGAAGAUACGUGUAAACGUUUCUGUGGGUCUACGCAGAGAAGGGUGUUAUGAAUAAUUACAGGUUGCCCAGGCCUGCAGAGGAGCCAACAUUUCCAAAUCCCAACAACGUGUCUUGCAGACCUGGGCCCUGUUCUUUAAAUGUGGUUUAAAUAAUUCCGGCUAACAUCGGGCUAAAAUAAUCCUGUUAAUUCUCAUCCAGCUAGUCUGGUUCUUUAAACGCAGUUUGCGGGUUGAUUAGUUGUUAUCAUGGAUGAAGCUGUCUUGCACUCACACUUUCAUAUGAAUGGAUGAGUGCAUAUACAUGAGGUAGUUGUGUUGGGAAGCCUCCCAGCAUGCACUGGUGCAAUAGAUUCAUGGACAGAAGACUAAUUUUAUGUGUGUUCCUGCAUUGUUGUCCUCAAAGUUAUGUUUCAACGCUGGUCAGACUACGAGCAAUGUUGGUGCAUGAACGGUGAGGUUCUCCCCAAUGGACAUGCAUGAGACUUGUAAGUGAUGAUCAUAAACCUGCCAUGAAAAUGAAACUUUACCAAAAUCGCUUAAAAAGCUGCGUCAAGUGCGUAAACUAUUUUCAGCAAAGUGACUUUUGCAGUUUACCUUUUAAUAAGUUUUAGUGUAUUCAAAUGACAGAUUCACAUUUUAACAUCACCUUAAAUUUUAUAUUUUCUAACUCCAUUUGUCUUUUAAUAGUUUUAAUUUUUCUAGUUGAGUUCAUGUCUUUUUGCUCUCAGUAUCUUAAAACCUGGACUGACUCUUUUUUUAGUGUGCAAGGUUUUAUUUUGUUUUAUAUUUUAUCAUGUAUAAGUAUAGGUACUUUGUGAUAAUUACACCACCAGAUCAUAAAGAUUUCUAAAUGACCUGCAUGUUCUCACCUGGAAUCAUAAUUAUAUCAACAUUCUUUCAAUAUAUCUCUAAGAAAGUGAGUUAUUUGUAACUGAAAAUUAGAUGUUGUAUGGGAUUAACUGUAAAAUUCAUGGUCACGAUCCUGCUAAAUGUCAUUAAAGCUGCCCUUUCUUGGGUUUGGACUCAAGGACUUGUUGCUCAGGCAACAAUUCCAGAUAAAUUUUAAACCAGCUUUGGACAACCCAAAAAAAAAAACCAAAAAAAAAUCCAGACUCGUGUCAAAUCAUCAACAAUCUAAUCUGGAUAACGCAGUCACCCAUGUACAACGAAGGGGAGCAAGCCGACUGGCUGAUCCAACUCCUGUCAGAAGGCCGAUGUGUGAACUUUACAGUCAAACUCUUGACAGGUAUAGCGAACGGCUGCACAAGCUCCCGUACGCGCGUUUUCUUACCCGCAGCCAGGAGAAGCAUGGUCCAGCCUUAAGCAGUCGCAGGGUCCGUGUUGUGGUCGACAGCACUUUUGGAGGUCACACUGGCUCACCGCUGGAUGGAGUCUGUGAUCUUCAGGUAUGAGUCGCUCCAUCUGAAGAAAGAGGUGUUGUGCUGCCACAAUGUAUUAGUUUUGUUCGGUUUGUUUUAGUAAUGUGUCGUAGUGUGGCUCUUUAAUUAGUAAUGUGACACUGCCAUCUAGUGGUCACUGUAGUGAUGUUGGGCUUUAAAUAAGUAAACUACAUUUUUCACGUUUUAUUACUUGUGAUUGAUCUGUUUUUUUUGUUUGUUUGUUUUUUAAAUCUUUAAGUCUGCUGUUUUGUAAGGACAAGAACGUCAAUAAAUAAAAAUAAAAA
This is a messenger RNA of Xiphias gladius (swordfish), 3916 nucleotides long. RefSeq names its product septin-5-like. The transcript has 13 exons. The record is from RefSeq and is a predicted model, not a curated record. Bases 348 to 2033 code for a protein of 561 amino acids. Lineage: Eukaryota; Metazoa; Chordata; Actinopteri; Istiophoriformes; Xiphiidae. Gene Ontology annotation, biological process: cytoskeleton-dependent cytokinesis; regulation of exocytosis. Gene Ontology annotation, cellular component: septin complex; microtubule cytoskeleton; cell division site. Gene Ontology annotation, molecular function: molecular adaptor activity; GTPase activity; GTP binding.